Macadamia integrifolia is the source of this 1983-nucleotide messenger RNA. RefSeq lists its product as uncharacterized. NCBI's taxonomy places the organism in Eukaryota, Viridiplantae, Streptophyta, Magnoliopsida, Proteales, Proteaceae. The record is from RefSeq and is a predicted model, not a curated record. The transcript has 2 exons. Bases 1 to 1983 code for a protein of 660 amino acids.
AUGGCCGACAGCACACAUUUUCGUCGCCUGGAUGAUGCUGUUAAACACUUUGAUGAAACAGUAGCGACUCAAAGUGAACGUUUAGAUCGGCUUCAAGCUGUCAUCACCGACCAGCAACAGUCCUUCGCAGAUCUGGCUCUACGGUUUGCAGCCAUGGAUGGACGACUCGAGCAGGCCCUGCGACCACCAAAUGCUCCACCAGAAGUGCGAAGGUCAGGGUCGUCCACACCAAUCGACUCUGGGUCAUCACUCCCAGCUCCGGCCAACCUAAUCCAGGGUCGCACCAUCCGACUCGACUUUCCACGCUUCGAUGGAGUUGAUCCGAGUGGCUGGAUCUUUAAGGCGGAAAGGUUCUUCGAUUGUCACGGAACUUCUGAUAAUCAGCGCCUCUUGGUGGCAUCCUUCCAUAUGGACGGCCAAGCACUACAAAGGUUCCAGUGGAUGUACAGAUCAUCUCAGUUCUCAACAUGGGCAGUCUUCACCCGAGCGUUGGAACUCUACUUCGGACCCUCAGAGUUUGAUGAUCCGCAAGCAACUCUCGUUAAACUCACGCAAACCACUACGGUGGCUGAGUACCAAUCUCGCUUUGAGACACUCGCAAAUCGGAUUGAGGGGAUUCCUCCUUCCUUUCUGGUCAGCUGCUUCAUCUCUGGUUUAAGGGGCGACAUUCGGAACGAGCUCGCCCGCCCUGCAUUGCCGCCUACAACUCAGCCAACUUCAACGGUGCUCACACUUCCCGCUCCACCUUCCCGUAUACCCAUCAAGCGCCUCACGCCUACUGAGAUGCAACAACGGAGAGAGAAAGGGCUUUGUUACAACUGUGAUGACAAGUACGCCCCAGGUCACCGCUGCAAAACCCGCCAGCUAUUCUUAUUAGAAUAUGAAGAUGGGGACGAACAAGUAGAACCCCCAGACGGAACGGCCAGCGAAGAUUUAGAACAAGCUUCCACUCCAGAGACGGCAACUACUGGUGAACUCUCCUACCACUCCCUAGUAGGAACGCAAUUGCCAACUACCUUACGCCUCACUGGUUACAUCGACAGAAAGCCCAUUCAAGUCCUGGCCGAUGGUGGAAGCACCCACAACUUCAUUCAGAGUCGUGUUGCGAAGCAUUUAGGCCUGGCAGUAGAAACUGCACCUAACAUCACCGUUAUGGUGGGCAGCGGUAGUCGACUAAAGUGUGAAGGAUUGGUCCGACAAUUACAGGUAAAAUUGGUCAACCACCCAAUUAAGAUUGAUGCUUUCAUAUUACCUCUAUUUGGCGCAGAUAUGGUUUUGGGAGUGCAAUGGUUGGCGCAGCUUGGGCCCAUGCUAUUUGAUUAUAGUAAGAUGACAUUGGAGUUCCAUGAUGAAGGGCGGCGUGUCACCUUGGUGGGAGAUGCCUCACAGGGGCCUAUGGAGCUACAAUACCAUAAUGUCCGACGGGUGCUCAACACCGGGGCAGUCGCAGCUCUAUACCAACUGGAGUUGCAGGCUAUGGAGCAGGAUCGGGAUGGGGAUAGCAAUAUGGAAAUCAAAUCUCUGCUUAGAACCUACGAGCGGGUCUUUGCUAAGCCUCCAGGACUACCACCCUCAAGACCUCAAGAUCACGCAAUUCAUCUACAAUCAGGCACAUCACCCGUCAACGUUCGGCCCUAUCGUUACCCUCACUUCCAAAAGACUGAAAUAGAGCAUUUGGUUAUUGAAAUGUUAACGGCAGGAAUCAUUCGACCGAGCACCAGUGCCUUCUCAUCACUGGUCCUUCUCGUCAAGAAGAAAGAUGGCUCUUGGCGUUUCUGUGUGGACUAUCGCGCUCUAAAUGCCAUUACCAUAAGAGACCGUUUCCCCAUUCCCACGGUUGACGAGCUAUUAGAUGAAUUACAUGGGCCAAUUAUUUCUCUAAAUUGGAUCUCGGUUCGGGUUAUCACCAGAUACGAGUACGAGUCGAGGAUGUACACAAAACGGCAUUCCGCACACAUGACGGUCAUUAUGAGUUCCUUGUGA